UUCCAAGAUACUUGGGGACUGCAUCACGGCUGCUCAGUUGGUUUACUCCGUACGUAAACAGCACAGCAGGAAGUUGCAUAUUGAUAUUCUCUGAAACAGGUGAAAUGGAGAGGUAACGCAGACUGAGGCACGGACACAGAGGAGAGCAGGGUGCCGGUGUCACCACCACUGUCACCAUGACCGAGUGCUUCCUGCCCCCUGCCAGCAGCCCCAGUGAGCACCGCCGGGUGGAGCACCCCGGGGGAAUGGCCCGCACCCCCAGCUCCGAGGAGAUCAGCCCCAUCAAGUUCCCAGGGCUGUACCGAACCGGCCAGCCCUCCCCAUCCCACGAUGGGCUGCACGAGCCUGCAGACGUGGCCUCUGACGAGGAGAAGGACCACAGCAAGAAGAAGGGCAAGUUCAAGAAGAAGGAGAAGAGGACUGAGGGCUACGCAGCUUUCCAGGAAGACAGCUCGGGAGAUGAAGCGGAAAGCCCCUCCAAGGUGAAGCGUUCCAAGGGGAUCCAUGUGUUCAAGAAGCCUAGCUUCUCCAAGAAGAAGGAGAAAGACUUCAAGGUGAAGGAGAAGCCUAAAGAGGAGAAGCACAAAGAGGAGAAGCACAAGGAAGAGAAGCACAAAGAGGAAAAACACAAGGAGAAGAAAUCUAAAGACCUAACUCCCGCUGACGUGGUCAAGCAGUGGAAAGAGAAGAAGAAGAAGAAGAAGCCCGGUGCUGAACCGGAGGCAGUCCUUCAGGAAGCCCCCUGCCUGCGGCCAAUCUUUGGAAUCCCCCUGGCAGAGGCUGUUGAUCGGACAAUCAUGUACGACGGGGUCCGUCUGCCUGCCAUCUUCCGAGAGUGCAUUGACUAUAUUGAGAACUGUGGCAUGAAGUGCGAAGGCAUCUAUCGAGUAUCAGGAAUGAAGUCGAAGGUGGACGAGCUGAAAGCUGCCUAUGACCGGGAGGAGUCCCCUUGUCUUGAUGAUUAUGACCCCCACGCGGUGGCCAGCCUGCUGAAGCAGUACCUGCGAGAGUUGCCGGAGAAUCUGCUGGGCCGGGACUUGACAGUCCACUUUGAGGAGGCCUGCAGUUGCCCUUCUGAUGCUGAAAAGGUGCAGGAGUUCCAGCGGUGGCUUGCCGACAUGCCUACCUGCAACCACCUGAUGCUGGCAUGGCUCUUGGUCCACAUGGACCAUGUCAUUGCCAAGGAGGCCGACACCAAGAUGAACAUCCAAAACAUCUCCAUUGUCCUGAGCCCCACUAUCCAGAUCAGCAACCGGGUGCUAUAUGUGUUCUUUACCCACAUCAAGGAGCUGUUUGGGGAUGUGAAGCUGAAGCCGGCAGUGAAACCCCUUCGUUGGUCCAACAUGGCCACCAUGCCUGCCCUGCCAGAGACACAGGAGAGUGUCAAGGAGGAGAUACGCAGGCAGGAGUUUCUUCUGAACUGCCUACAUCGAGACCUGCAGGCAGGAAUUAAAGACUUAUCGAAGGAGGAGAGGCUGUGGGAGGUCCAGCGUAUACUGACAGCACUAAAACGGAAGUUGAGAGAGGCUAAAAGACAGGAAUGUGAAACUAAGAUUGCCCAAGAGAUUGCAAGCCUUUCCAAGGAAGAUGUUUCCAAGGAAGAAAUGAAUGAAAAUGAAGAGGAGGUCCUCAAUAUCCUGUUGUCCCAAGAGAAUGAGAUCCUCACAGAGCAAGAAGAGCUGGUGUCCAUGGAGCAGUUCCUGAGGAGACAAAUCGCUUCUGAGAAUGAAGAAAUUGAGCGUCUCCGAGCUGAAAUCGCUGAAAUUCAAAGCCGUCAGCAGCAGCAUGGGCGCAGCGAGACAGAGGAGUACUCCUCAGACAGCGAGAGUGAGAGCGAGGACGAGGAGGAGCUGCAGCUCAUUCUGGAGGACCUGCAGAAACAGAACCAGGAGCUGGAGAUUAAAAACACCCACCUCAACCAGGCGAUCCACGAGGAGCGAGAGGCGAUCAUUGAGCUGCGGGUGCAGUUGCGACUGUUGCAGACCGAGAAAGUGAAGCAGGAGCAGCAGCAAGGCCAGGAGAACGGGGGGGAGGAGCUAGGGAAGCGCACUGCCAGCUUCACCAGUGUCCAGCUACAGAAGGACCCCAUUGGGACUGAGACCAAGGCUGGCAAGGAGCCUCUUAAACCAUCUCCCAGCAAGGACCGCAGAGAAACUCCCAUCUGACGAGCCAAUUGGGAGAAACAGCAGAAUGGCUUGGAGCAAGUGCACUGUAAUGUCAGGUGCAUGUGAUCUUGUCCUGCGUACAAAAGUUAAGGGUGCAUUCUUUUAGACUUUGUGGUUAUGCCGUGGGACUCCACUCUGUACUGCAGACUACUGUUGUGAUGAUAAGUUAAGGUGAUGUAUGACUGUGAGAUGCAUGUAAACUUUGAACUGUAUGUGAUUCAAUAUAUUUACUUAAGUGCUUAUCAUACAGCAUUUCCCUUGUCUAGGUUAAUAUUAGAGGUGUGCAAAUCAAAUUGUUGUUUUAAUUUGUCAAGUGUGCUGAGUGACAGGUCAUAGGUCCAUAAUUCCUUCUUCUUUACACUGGAUUUUUGCCUGAUGUCUGUCACUGGUUUAAUUAAUGUAAAAAAAAAAAAGGUUUGAUUAGAAUGUGGCCAAGCCUUGUAUUACGAAGAUCUGUUCCCAUAAAUGUCUUUUCAGCUGGAACAUAAAUUUCCAUAUGAUUAUUUGUCUCUAGUUAAAUUUUACACCAAUUUUAUGGAGAACUGAAUAAUUUUCAACUGGCAAAAUCAAUUCCACGCCAUGUGAAAUACUAAUUGUAUUUAUUGUUUGGGGGACAUUGUUUUUUCAGGCCUUGCCUUGCCUUACCCAAUUCCCUAUGUUGUGUUGCAAAGGAAGGGUCUGUUUUAGAUUAGGUAUUAAUGUGGUGUUUGAGAUUGAGUUCACAUCAUUUUUAUCCCAAAAGCUAUCCCAUUUUAUCAGAACUAAAUAUGUAACAAUGAGCUCACCAGGUGUUUGUCUAACUCAAAACAUUGCAAGAAAAAUGUGAAAUGCUUAGUUUUGAUAUUACUGUCAGUAUUUAUAUAAUUUCAAAAGCUUAUUUAAAAUGAGUCACUAACUCUUACCUCUACUUAUGUUGAAAUCUUUGGGCUUUUCACUAUGGGGUGUUUUGUAGUUCUUAAUGAACCUUGAUGAAUCAUUCUGAAAUAAUAAUAAACAUCCAUUUUACUGA
Messenger RNA from Polyodon spathula (Mississippi paddlefish), 3174 nucleotides. RefSeq names its product ralA-binding protein 1-like. NCBI's taxonomy places the organism in Eukaryota, Metazoa, Chordata, Actinopteri, Acipenseriformes, Polyodontidae. Gene Ontology annotation, biological process: positive regulation of GTPase activity; endocytosis; small GTPase-mediated signal transduction. Gene Ontology annotation, cellular component: membrane. Bases 177 to 2165 code for a protein of 662 amino acids. The record is from RefSeq and is a predicted model, not a curated record. The transcript has 10 exons. Gene Ontology annotation, molecular function: small GTPase binding; zinc ion binding; GTPase activator activity.